GUACUGUGUUUUUCUACCAUCUGGAGAUGAAAGCAUAUUUAUUGGAGAAAUAAGAAGCUAAAGCGACAUACUGGCAUUUCCAAACAAGAAUAUUUGGCUGCUGUUUACUUAAAAGCGCCAGUUUAACGCAGACACUAUGGGCAGCUUUUGUCUGAGCGGAGACCUGCAGCCUGUUUAGUGUAAAGACAGAGAGCUGUCAUUUCACAGCGUGGUCACGAUGGAUCGCUACAACGAGGUGAAACUUGUGCUGAAACGCUGGGAGCAAAGUUUCUUCAAAAAGCACCACAGGAAACCCAACAAGGAGGACAUUGAUCAGGCUGCUGAUGAGACCAGGAAGUUGUAUAAGGAGUAUCGCAGCUUGAAACAAGCCAAAGAAAACAGGAGAGAUGAAUCUGGGGUUCAAACUCCGGCUCCAGCUGAGAUCAACACAGCCAAGGAGUCAGACUCGUGGGGCGUUCAUCUGAACCGCAGCGCCCUCCCUGCAGCCUCUCCCAGGCUGACGGCCCAGGACAGAGACAACCUCAAAGCUUCCUCCCAGUAUUAUGGUUUGAAGCUCAAAAGCAACCUGGCUUCGCUCAGUAAGGAGCGUCCUGUGUCUCUGAAGAAAUCCCUCCCUUCAUGCCGGCGGCCUCUAAACUCCUUAAAAGAUGAAAAAGUUACGCCAACAGUCAAACCUGGAACUCCUGCAAAGAUCACAGACAGUGAAACAGUUUCACCCAGGAUGCUGGAUCCUGUCGAACCUGAAGAGCCCACUGAUCCAUUUGAACCCGUGACGCUGUUCAGCGAUGAAUCUGCAGGUUCCAAAGGAAAACCUGAAGCCACAGAAACACCAAGUAAAAGCGAAGAAGCUUCAGGAGACAGAAAAGAAAGUCCUGACUUAUUAAAAACUCAACAUAAUGCAUUAAAUUCAGCAACUCCUGAAACUUCCUUUGACUCUAAAAGAUGUGUGCAGCCAUUCAGAAGCUCCAGAGGACCUGUAGGAAGAGCGUCUCCAGCCAGCAGGCUGAGCUUCAUCGACAGGAAGUGGCUGGAGCGGUGCCAGGUGUUUGGAGAGAUGGGAGACGAGGAGAAGCCUGGCGCCGGAAACCAGGACGUAAACCUGGAGGGAAGAGGCGAGAGAGGUGGAGCAGAGGACAGAAAAGGAGGCGAAGCAGCAGGGAAACAGGAAGUUAGUGUGGAUGGAGAAGGAGAGGAGAGAGCACCGGUACUAGGAAAAGAUGGAAGUCCGGUUUCCACGAAGAGCGACACAAAUGUCAGCGAUAGUACCCCAAAGUCAGAACAGCAACGUGAAGGAGGAGAGGACGGCAAACAGAAAAGGAAGGGAGGCAAGGCGAAGGAAAAGACACCAGAAACACCAGCGAAAGAGAGCGGCCCAAAGAAGACGGGCAGGAAAAGACAGAGGGAAGAGGAAGACCCGGGUGGAGAUGCGACUGAAGCAGGAGGAGUAAAGAAGAGGCAGAGGAAGAGUAAAAAGAAAGAGGAGAGCUCUGAUGUAAACCUGAGUCCUGCUCCAGGAGGGACCGCCAAGAAACAGAGAAGCAAGAGAAAAGAAGACAGAGAGACUGAAACAAAGACAGAAACCACAGCAGUGACAAAGCUCCCUCAAGAGAACCUAUUGGGAGAAGUAGAGGAAGAAAUCGGAGCUAACAGGAUGAAUCGAACGCAGUCUGCCCGAGCCAGAGUUGCAAAAGGUCCAGAGGGAAACUUUGUGAAGAUCAAUCUGAAAAAGAAGUCUCAUGUGAAAGGAUACGCUCUGAGGGGGAUGGCGCUGCGCAGACAGCUGUACAUGCAGAAGUUCCAGCUGAAAGGAGAGCGCUUCGGUGGAGGCGGAGGCUACCUGGGCAGGGGGUGGAGGGGGAGGGGCGGCUUCAGAGGCGGGCUCAGCCGGCAGGGGGACACCUGCUACAAGUGCGGAGGGACCGGACACUGGGCCGCCGACUGCAGAGGGCGAGCUCCUCCACCUCCCGUUCCUGAAGACAACCCUGAAGAAGAGGAGCCGUUCGAGCUGCCCACGCUGGAGGAUGUUGCCAGGGCAACGGGAACGCUGGGGCCUCAGCCAGUCGUCUCAUCUUUUGGUGCUAAAGAAGACCCACACGUCCAGGAAAAAGAAGCAGACGGUGGCCUUAAAGAUGAGGUUCUGCUGAACGUGAUUCGUCCAGACUAUAAACGCCCCGCUCCUCCACCUCCUGUCCAACCACUUUAUCCUCUCACAGACGACGGCAAAGUUCAGGAAACACCCGAUGAAGUGUUCACAGCCCUCAGUGAGCUCGGCUACUCAUCCUUCAGAGCCGGACAGGAGGAAGCCAUCAUGAGGAUCCUGUCAGGUCUCUCCACCCUGGUGGUGUUGUCAACAGGGAUGGGCAAAUCGUUGUGCUACCAGCUUCCAGCUUAUCUGUACGCUCAGAGAUCCAAGAGCAUCACUUUGGUGAUUUCCCCUCUGGUCUCGCUCAUGGAUGACCAGCUGUCUGGCGUGCCAGCCAAGCUGAAGGCGGCCUGUAUACACUCCAACAUGACGAUGAAGCAGAGAGAAGCUGCCAUAGAAAAGGUGAAGUCGGGCCAGGUGUCCGUGUUGCUCCUCUCCCCUGAGGCUCUGGUGGGCGGAGGCGGCUCGGGGUCGGGGUGUCUGCCCUCUGCUCAGGAGCUCCCCCCUGUGGCCUUUGCGUGUAUCGAUGAAGCUCACUGCGUCUCUGAGUGGUCACACAACUUCAGACCGUGUUACCUGAGGCUCUGUAAGGUGCUCAGGGAGCGUCUGGGAGUGCAGUGCAUGCUGGGACUGACGGCUACGGCCACGCUGUCCACUGCUCUGGACAUCGCUCAACAUCUGAACAUCAGUGAUCGAGAUGGCAUCGCUGUCAGAUCUGCAGCUGUGCCUCCCAACCUCAACCUGUCCGUGUCGAUGGACAGAGACAAGGAUCAGGCGUUGGUGUCUCUGCUGAAAGGGGACCGCUUCGGUUGUCUGGACUCCAUCAUUGUUUACUGCACCAGAAGAGAGGAGACGGUGCGCGUGGCGGCGCUUCUCAGGACCUGCCUGCAGGGGGUGCUGGUGAAGGAAAACAACCAAAUCAGCAGCAACAGCCAAUCACAGAACAACCCUGUGGGACAGAAGAAGAAAGAGCUGGCGCGUAAAAAGAUCCGUAAGCCGCUGAAGUGGCAGGCCGAGUCGUACCACGCCGGCCUGUCGGGCUCCGAGCGCCGCCGCGUCCAGAACAACUUCAUGUGCGGCGAGCUGAGGAUCGUGGUGGCCACGGUGGCGUUCGGCAUGGGCCUGGACAAGUCCGACGUCCGGGGUAUCGUGCACUACAACAUGCCUAAGAGCUUUGAGAGCUACGUUCAGGAGAUCGGGAGAGCGGGGAGAGACGGAGAACCUGCUCACUGUCACCUGUUUCUAAACCCAGAGGGUGGAGACCUCCAUGAGCUGCGUCGCCAUAUCUAUGCGGACACCGUGGACUACUACACCGUGAAACGACUGGUUCAGAAGGUUUUCCCAGCAUGCACAUGUAAACAGAUUCAUCAGAAACAGCAGGAGCUCUUGAUGGAUGCCGAAGACACCGAGCUGCUGGAGAUGAUGGACGUGUGCGAUCAGAGAGGCGAGCUGAAUCCUCCUCCACAGCAGGACGGAGCGCGGACACACGACCCGGAACCGAGCGCAGCAGAGAUUUCAGGUCUCGAUUCGGCCGAGCAGCCGCUCCGGGACGGCGGAGAUGAUGGGAAGAAAAAUGAGGAAGAGGAGGAAGAGGAAGAACAGAUGGUGAAAGACAACAAAGCCGAUUGUCCGGAGGGCCAGCGAGCAGACGGCGGCGACUGGCCGGAAGAGCGAGUGUGUCACACACACGAGAGAGCGAUUCCCAUCCAGGAGACGGUCGAGGCGCUGGACAUCACAGAGGAAGGCGUGGAGACGCUGCUCUGCUAUCUGGAGCUGCAUCCGCAGCGGUUUGUGGAGCUGCUGCACCCCACCCUGUCCGUGUGCAAAGUCAGCUGCUACGACGGACCCAGGCAGCUCCAGAGAGUCACCAAAAUCUGCCCCCCCAUCGCCGUGGUGCUGGCCCGACGGCGGAUGGCAGGCGAGCGGGUGGAGACGUGCGACCAGCUGGAGUUCGACGUCGUGGAGGUGGCGGACACGAUGGGAUGGGAGCUUCCCCUGGUGAAGAGAGGACUCAGACAGCUGCAGUGGAGCACCGAUCGAGCCGGCGGUCGCAGCGGCGUGCUCGUCGAAUUCUCCUCCCUCUCUUUCUACUUCCGCUCCUUUGGGGACCUGAGCGACGACGAGAUGGACCGAGUUUGCCAGUUUCUCCACAACCGGGUGCAGAACCAAGAGAGGACGCAGCUGUACCAGCUGACGGCCUGCUUCAAAGCUUUCAAGAGCGUUGCCUUCCAGAGUGUGUCGUCGUGUCUGGAAGAUCUGGACGAGACUCGCAGUUUACAGCUGAAAGGGCUUCUCUCCGAGUACUUCGACAAACGGCGAGACAGAGAUCACACACUCCAAGCGGCGGACCUGGAGGAGCACGACAAACACAAGCUGUUUGAGUGGGAAGAUCAAAUAAGAGCCGACAUCAGAAGUUUUCUUGCCAACCGAAGUGAUGAGAAGUUUUCUGGGAGAGCUGUCGCAAGAAUCCUGCAUGGCAUAGGCAGUCCGUGUUACCCUGCUCAGACCUACGGCAAAGACCGGCGCUACUGGAGGAAGUACAUCCAGUUCGACUUCAACCAGCUCAUCCGACUGGCCACGCAGGAGAUCAUUCGCUUCAAAUGAUGUGUGUGUGUGUGUGUGUGUGUG
Messenger RNA from Salarias fasciatus (jewelled blenny), 4771 nucleotides. RefSeq names its product RecQ helicase-like 4 (gene recql4). The transcript is spliced from 28 exons. Bases 218 to 4747 code for a protein of 1509 amino acids. Gene Ontology annotation, molecular function: 3'-5' DNA helicase activity; zinc ion binding; nucleic acid binding. Lineage: Eukaryota; Metazoa; Chordata; Actinopteri; Blenniiformes; Blenniidae. Gene Ontology annotation, cellular component: nucleus; cytoplasm; chromosome. The record is from RefSeq and is a predicted model, not a curated record. Gene Ontology annotation, biological process: double-strand break repair via homologous recombination; telomere maintenance.